AUGGCCUCCCUCUACGAUAUGUUCGACUGGAGGACGGCUUCAACUCAAGAACUCGAAGACCAGAUCAAGAAACUACAGCGUGAAGGCGAUUUGAGGAAACUGCAGAACACAGUAAGAGAUAGCAUAAGAGACAGCAUCAGAGCGGAAACCCUCAAAGAGGGCAUCAGUCUCAAGAUCGAGAACGAAGACGGCCUAGUUUAUUUCCGCCCACGCGGCCUUAUAAUGGGUAAUUCAGCACUAAACAUCGAGCUGAAGAACAAAGGAUACAAUGGCAAAAUCUACGUUGAACCGGGCGCCUCAAGCUGGUUCACAGGUGGAUGGGCCAAAGCGCUCGUUCUGGCGGGAACGGUAUAUCUAUACCGUAACGAACUCCGCAUUAUCGGCCGAGGCGUGCUAGCUGGAGCGAAUCUAGCCAUCGAACGAUGGGAACAACGUCAGCGUCAGCAAGAUGGUGAUGUGAAAGGGAAAGAAGUAGAAGAGGAGAAAGAGCAAGGAAAGGAGGAGCAGAUGAUGCCUGUCACGCCGACUGAAGAGGAAGACAUUAACCAAAAUGCCUCCAUAUACCCUCCCCACCCACCACCCGUACAGCCACCCGGCAGCCUUGGAUUCGACGCAGACAUGGACACGCCAACCUCACCCCAGAGCCUACGUUGA
This is a messenger RNA of Alternaria viburni, 654 nucleotides long. RefSeq lists its product as uncharacterized. Lineage: Eukaryota; Fungi; Ascomycota; Dothideomycetes; Pleosporales; Pleosporaceae. The record is from RefSeq and is a predicted model, not a curated record. The coding region runs from base 1 to 654 and encodes 217 amino acids. The transcript has 3 exons.